CUUCCUCACAAAGCAGCAUCCAGUGCUCGCGGUCUGGAAAGAAGUCACAAACAGAGGGAUAAGCAUGGAGCUCAGUUUCCACCCUUGCGUUUUCUGGGAUAAUGACAGCAAAUUUCAGCAACACCACCUGGCGGAUGUCCUGACGAGCGUCCAUGUGACUCGAGACCUUCCGCUCGGCGCAGCUUUCGGUCCCUUCGUCCUGCAGAACACCUUCUAUGACACCAUCGCUUUUAUUGCCUUGAAAUCCUGCGACAAAAGAAGCGGAUCACACGUUUUUCGGGUGGAUACGGAAACAAUGAACAAUUCACCUCUGGCGUUAUCCUGGUUACGAUUUGUGCAAGCUGCUUGCAACAAGGAUGAGCAAAACAUGGAAGCGUAUCUUAAAAACGGACAGUUGUAUUUUCGGUCCCUGCGGAGCAUUCGAAGAAACGAAGAGCUACUGGUGUGGUAUGGCGAUGAACUCUCCCACUUGUUAGGAUUUACCGACCUAAAAACUACGAAUCCCAAUAACGGAUUCAAGUGCAUCAAUUGCAGCCAGACCUUCAAGAACGAGUAUCCCUAUCUUGCGCACUGUCGAUUCCUCUGUGCGCAAAUGAAAAACGAAUUUCCCCAUCAAAAAACUCUGGAAGUAAAGCAGCAGCUGCAGCACCGCGUAACCGACUUCCAUAAUAUUGCCAGAGACCUGGAACGCAAAAAAUCCAGCACCAAUGAGGACACCACCAACGUGGUGCAACUUCGAAAAAGGAAGUAUGAAGAAAGCGAGAGCUCUCGGGCGAAGAAAUCGGUCUUACUGGAAAAAAACAACAAUUCUAAUGCCAGUAACAUCACAAAUUUAACCACGGAUAUUUCUGCUGUUCCAGAGUUCGCUGUUUCUCUUAUGAAGCUCAGUGCAGAUCGAUGUCCAUUUAAAAAGGACCUGGCAGGAUACAAACACAGUGCUUUUACCGAGGUUAAGAGGGUGAAGGAGAAAAUUAAGAAUGAAAAGGCAACGGAUACAGUUAAUGAUAUGGCGCACAACAGAAGUGGACAGAGCCGCGUCGGGAUAGAUUCGAGUUUACAGUCAUCAGGAAGCGCUUUUUCAUUCGUUUUGCCGAAGGGUAUCCGAGAGGAGCAGAAGAGCGCUUUCUGUAAACCUGACAAAAGGGCAGUAAACGAGUCGGCAGCGCACCCGUCCCAUACACUAAGCGGUUCCUCAGCGCGGCCGGAGGACGUGUCAGAGACGAUUACCUCCAAGACUGUAUUGGGAUACAGCAGUCUGAUGGGUACCGCUUUGUUAAACGGAGAGCUCGCUGGUGCGCAGUCAGUAUCCAGCAGUCAUUUCGCAUGCACACCGGAGGCAUGGCCCCGGGCCGCUGGAGUGCAUCUACAGACCGCGUCCCUUACACUGCUGCCGCCGACGCUCACCUCCUUCGGUGUUUCCGUGCAGAACUGGUGCGCGAAAUGCAACCUGUCUUUCCGAAUGACUUCAGACUUGGUGUUUCACAUGCGGUCCCACCACAAGAAGGACUUCGCCCCAGAGUCGCAGAUGAGGCGAAGGGAAGAGAAGCUAUCUUGCCCCAUAUGUCAUGAGUACUUCCGAGAACGCCAUCACCUGUCUCGUCAUAUGACAUCUCACAGUUAGGGCGCUAACGAGAAACGAGUGCUGCACAUUUGCCCAAGAAUGUCUGUAAAUACGACAUUUUUGCAUCUUUAAUUCAAUAUUCCCACAUGCAUUCUUCAUAAGUCAGUCCCGGUCUACUGAAUACCGCUAUAUAUAUAUAUAUACCGGAAUAAAACAUUUAGUCCACAUGAUUUGUGCAUUUUUAUCUACGAUUAAAUAUGUCCUUGUAAGUCCUAACAAUGAAGUGUAACUUUUUACGCAACGGGAUAUUUAAAAUACCAUGUAAGGAAUUUCUUACUGGGCUAGUGCGUCCGUUAGAUGGCAGUAGAGGUACAUUUAGUUGGCCUUUGUCCGCAGUAUCUGUAUGUACUGGUGUGUUGUGUGGGUUUGCCGGUCAUGCUGGAGACUACAUGCCCCUCAGAACUCUUCCUAGUGCCUUAAAAAAAACUCAGGGUUAAGCGUUUGCCGUAUAGCGCAGAUUGGAAAAUCUUCAAUUUACUGUUCAUGCUGUAUCGCAGUUUUAAUGAAUGUUAUUCAAAGCACGUGAAUUUCUUACGGUGAAGAUUAUUUGUAAUCAUAUUUUCACGAGUAAUGAUUUUCAACUUGACCUCCACUGCCUCACUACAGUUUGGUAUCGGCGGAAAUGUAGAGCAGAACUGAACGAUUCACAUGCCCGACUCUCUUCCAGUCUUUUUAUCUUUUGUGUUCUCUUUUCAGAUAGUUGGGUCAACAGUAGUAACUCUAUCUAUACAAUUAAACAUAUUAAACCAGA
This is a messenger RNA of Brienomyrus brachyistius, 2372 nucleotides long. RefSeq names its product PR domain containing 8 (gene znf488). The record is from RefSeq and is a predicted model, not a curated record. The transcript is spliced from 4 exons. Gene Ontology annotation, molecular function: protein binding. Gene Ontology annotation, biological process: regulation of DNA-templated transcription. Bases 65 to 1621 code for a protein of 518 amino acids. NCBI's taxonomy places the organism in Eukaryota, Metazoa, Chordata, Actinopteri, Osteoglossiformes, Mormyridae. Gene Ontology annotation, cellular component: nucleus.